GAAACUCAAACAGUUGUGAUUCAAAUCCCGAGCAGUUCAUACCUGAUAAUAAAUUUUUAAUCACAAAAAAUGAGUACCGAGGAAUACAAUCCCAUACUGACGCGAAAAAAUCGCUUGGAACUGUUUACCUUAGAUGAGUGUAAAGAGAUUUUGGCUAAUUUAUUGGCCGAUAAGAAACAAAGUGGCGUCUUGACAAACUUUGAAAUAGUGCCGGCUUCUGAGCAUGUGGGGUUUUUGGGGGAAUACUUCCACCUGCAUCUCAGGUAUCAGUUGGAGGAUCAGCAAGAUGAGCAAAUCACACGAUUAUUUGUCAAGUCGGUGAUAUUUCAAAACGCCAACAUGGAGUUCUACAUGGAGAAAAUGGGUAUUAUUAAAAAGGAGAUAAAGCUGUAUGAACUGCUGAAUAAGUUGAAGAAGUUUUCCCCUCAUCUGUGGUGUGCCAAGUGCUAUUUUACCCGCGAUGACCUCUUUGUGAUGGAGAAUGUGGAGGAUUUGGGUUAUGUAGCCUUGCCCUCGGGAACUAGUUUCCUCAACAAAGAUCAGUUGCAACCAAUAUUGAAAUCUUUAGCCACUUUACAUGCCAGCAGCAUUGCUUUUGAAAAACAGGAAGGAAAAACCAUUGGAGUUGAACUUAGAGAGUGGUUGAAAGAGGUUUCUGUGGAUCCGGAUGUGGAGUGGUAUACCACGGGCUUGAAUGCUGUGUUAGCUAUAGCUGCUACUCAUCCUGAUGUCCGAAAUAAUCCCCAAGCUCUGGAGUAUGUAAAAAAGGAGCUACCACGUUGUCUGGAUAGGGUGUAUUAUAUGGUUAAUCCUUCCCCGGUCCAUAGAAAUGUGUUUGUGCAUCGCGAUGCCUGGGGCGCUAAUGUCUUCUAUCACAAGGACCAACCCCAGGAGAAAAGAUCCAUUCUAGUGGAUUUCCAAUUGUGCCGAUACUCUCCACCUGCCAUGGACUUUCAUCUGGUCAGUUAUCUCAACUUGGAGCCCUCAAAUCGGAAGAUAAUGUUGAGGGAUUUAAUUGAUAUUUAUUACGAAACCUUAUCGGAGGAACUGGAGCAGAUGGGAAUCGAUCCGAAAAAGGAGAACUUGAGCAAAGGAGAAUUCAUACAAUCCCUUGAGGACUUCUCACUAUUUGGCUUAACUUACAACUGCAUUGCAGCCACGAUUCUACGACUUCCAGAUAAUUUCCUGAAAAACUUAAAGGAUGAGAGUCCUGGCGAUUUUCAUCGCUUCUGCAAUGUGAAUCGGACAGAAGAUGUGCUUCGUUUGAUGAAAGAUUAUCCGGAAUUUGCUGAUUAUAUGUACGAGUGUGUGGGGGAUUUGCUGGAACUGACAUAUAAUAAACUAAACUGAUUAAAAAAAUGUUGGUAAAGCCUUACUAUCUCUCUGUUCGCCUGGUAACACGCUGGCUAGUUAUUCGACCCCUUUAGGGAUUAUCUUAUCGGACAUCGUAUAUAUUAGCUUUUUUGGGGAUUUGAAAAAGCUUAAAGUAUCAGACUUCUCGUUGUACUAGAAUUUAAAUAUUGCCACAAACAUUUUUUAUCAUCUUAUAAUCAUUAUUUACUGACAAGAAUAAAAGUUAUCUUCUAACCUGA
Molecule: messenger RNA, 1592 nt
Organism: Drosophila ananassae
Lineage: Eukaryota; Metazoa; Arthropoda; Insecta; Diptera; Drosophilidae
Exons: 3
Coding region: 70-1350 (426 amino acids)
Source: RefSeq, a predicted model, not a curated record